Camarhynchus parvulus is the source of this 1467-nucleotide messenger RNA. RefSeq names its product 5-hydroxytryptamine receptor 3A-like. Gene Ontology annotation, cellular component: neuron projection; membrane; synapse. The transcript has 9 exons. The record is from RefSeq and is a predicted model, not a curated record. NCBI's taxonomy places the organism in Eukaryota, Metazoa, Chordata, Aves, Passeriformes, Thraupidae. Gene Ontology annotation, biological process: chemical synaptic transmission; regulation of membrane potential; monoatomic ion transmembrane transport. Gene Ontology annotation, molecular function: neurotransmitter receptor activity; extracellular ligand-gated monoatomic ion channel activity; transmembrane signaling receptor activity. Bases 493 to 1419 code for a protein of 308 amino acids.
GUGCUCGGGCAGGUCUCUGGUCUAUCCCCAUCUCUGGGUUCUCCCGGGGCAUGAACCUUCUCACCUGGCACCUCCCACCCGGAUGGGGAAUAUCUUCCCGCCAAGCAGCAGCAGCCAGCGGCCGCAGGGGGAGGAGGAGGAGACGCGGCGGCGCUGAAACGAGGAGAAAGAACAUGGAAACGGGGCAAGCAGAGGCAAAAUGGAGGGCUCACCCCAGCAGGGGCUGCUCCAAAGUACCUCUGCACCUACUAUGACGUUGUUGACUACCUGAACAUCUCCUCUCAUGACAAGCUGCACACGUACAUCCUGCCCAAGAUAAACCUGAAGGAGCCUGUGGAAGUGAAGGUGGAUUUCUUUCUGGUGUCAAUUCUCUCUGUGGUGGAAAAGCUCCAGACAGUCAGUUUUUACUUCGUCCUGAACCUGGAAUGGCAGAACCCUUUUGCAACCUGGGAUCCCCGGGAUUUCUGUAACAUCUCUGAAAUUGUUCUGCCCAUGGAUACGUAUUGGUCGCCCCCCAUCUUCAUCUUAGAGCGAGUGAACGGGCAGAACCCAGAGCUGAAUUACAUGGUCCUCAUGCACAACGGCACCUUCAACUCCACCCGGCCCUACCAGGUCACCCUGACAUGCAGUCUGGUUAUCUUCAAGUUCCCCUUCGACACCCAGAUGUGCAACCUGAGCAUUGCUUCAUUCCUCUACCCAGUAACAGACUUUGUCAUGAAGACGAGACGGACACCAGCUGAGGUCAUAAGAGACAGCAAGAACUUAAUCCUAACUGAUGGCGAAUGGAAGUUUACCAACGUGAGCAUCAUUGAAUUCACGGAAAUGAUGGAUGACAAAGAAUUUUCUGUGGUCACCUAUGUGAUUUCCAUGGAUAGACGACCCACUCUCUACAUUCUGAACUUGAUCCUCCCAACGUGUGCCCUCUACUUGCUGGACAUGGCUGUGCUGUUUGGUCCCAGCUCUCUCGAGGAGAAAAUCAACUUCCAGAUUGCCAUCAUCCUGGGCAGCUCCAUGCUGGCUGUGAUUCUCAACAACAGCCUCCCAACUUCCUCCAACAAACCGCCCAUCAUAGUGGUGUUUUUCCUGGGCACCUUCCUGCUCAUGAUCAUGGCUGUGUUGGACACCUUCUUCCUGUUGUACCAGCAGCGCAAAUCCAGGCGCUUGGACAAGGUCCUCAGGAGCUUCCAGCAAGACCCACACGAGCUGCCCAAGGCACCCCCAGACAAUCUGGCCAAGGGGGGUCCCCAGCUGCUGCACCCUCCCAAGAAGGCCCAGGGACAAGGGCAGCCUACCAAGCACCUCUGGCAGCUGCAGGAGCUGGAUCAGUUUCUUCCAGUUCUGGAGAAGGUGCUUCUCUUCAGCCACCUCUUCCUGUCCCUGUUCUUUUUUACUGUGAUUUUUGUAAAAUGGAGCAGCUGAAGAUCAGCUGCAGUGCCAGCUCAGUUUUUCUCUACUGUGUUGCUUCUG